Drosophila subobscura is the source of this 8344-nucleotide messenger RNA. It is a transcript of the gene rdgA, whose product is annotated as eye-specific diacylglycerol kinase. Bases 172 to 4701 code for a protein of 1509 amino acids. Gene Ontology annotation, molecular function: ATP-dependent diacylglycerol kinase activity; protein binding. Lineage: Eukaryota; Metazoa; Arthropoda; Insecta; Diptera; Drosophilidae. The record is from RefSeq and is a predicted model, not a curated record. Gene Ontology annotation, biological process: diacylglycerol metabolic process; lipid phosphorylation; intracellular signal transduction. The transcript has 16 exons.
UGAAGCAGCUUCAGCAGCAAAACCAAAAACAAUUUCAACCAAAGCGGCUACAACAGCAUCAAGACGGGUUCCAAUAAUUCAACAACAAGUCAGCCAGAGCUCAACAAGAGCUCUACAGCACCACCACCUCAGCAACAAGAACCCAAACCCAGCUCCAGCAACGAGAGCAAGAUGCAACGUCUUCGCACGACCUUCACGCGUUCGCGGACGCCCACCGGUGCCGAAAUGAAAAUGCAGAACAGCCUCGAGGUGCCCAAACAGGUGCGUUCCGCCUCCUUUGACGAGAUGCAACUGGAGGCGCAGCGCACGUCCUCGAACCGACUGAGGCAGCGUGCCUCUUCGUCGGCGGAGGGGCGUGCCUUGGAGGUGGAUCGUCUGCAGGUGCCGGCCGGGCAUGGCCGCUCGCGCAGCUUCGAUUCGGCUGUCAUCGAUCCGACAAGCGAGGAUUCCGGGGCUUUCCUGGAUGUGCCGCGUCGCAACAAGAUUCCGCGACGCAGCAGCUCGUCGAGCCCGAAGACCCCGCCGCCGUGCUUCCAUUGCCAAUUGGUGAGGCAGUACGAGCGCCAGAUGACAGCGGAGCAGCGCUUCUUCAUCGAUCAUCGAGAGCUGACCGCUCUCAGCUUCUACAGCGAUGAUGACGAUGACGACGACGAGGAGGAAGGCGCAGUGGGCGGUGAAGGCCUGUGCGAAGACAUGCAGGGUGCCUGCGGCGGACGGCCGCUGCCCGAUGUGAACAACGAGGCAGUGGCCCGGGCGCAGGCCAUUCUGGCAUCAACUUUCGAGAACGAUCCUAGCACCGAUUGCGAGGACGAUGCCGUCGAUAUGGACCUGGGAUUAAUCCACCUGAGCAUCGAGCAGUCACGGGCCCGCAUUCCGCGGCAGAUGCGGCGCCACACCAUCGACAGCUCUGUAGGCAACUCUGAGGAUGAGGGCGUCGACGGAUCCGGCCCCAACUCCAAUAAUUCGCCGUACUUCGGCAACACCCUGAUGCCACCCAGGCCCUGCGGCAUCACCUUCACCCUGUCACCCACCAACGGCGACUGUCCGUUCCUCCCGACCUUCGCUUUUCCCAUUGAUCCCAACUCUCCGCCAGGCUCGCCCUCGCCCACCCAGUCACCAUCGCCAUCGCCGUCACCAUCCCCGUCGCCCACACCUUCGGUGGUGCUGGCUGUUCCACCGCCCGCGUUGGAGCUUCCGUCCUGCUCCACUGGUAACGGCAGCGGACAGCAGCUGUUGGGAUCGACCGCCGCGGUGGCCGCCGCCGCCCUCACUCUACCGGCGAUUGCCUCCUCGCAGGCAGCUGCAGCCAUGGCCACCGGAGCGGUCUGCACCCUGGCGGAUGCGGACGAUGCUGCUGCCGCUUUGGGGGCAAUGGGACUGCCGGUUAGACCCAGGCGCCGGUCCAUCUCGCGGCAGGAGGCCAUCUUUGUGGAGCCCACCGGCAGUUCGCUGGAGAAUGUCUCGAUGUCGAUUGAAAAGGCGGACUCCAUUGAUGCCGCCUCCACCAGGGCCAACUGCGGUUCACCCACGGGCAUGUUUGCCGUGGCCCAUCGCACGGGAUUUGUGGUGCAGGAUAUCUACUUGACCGUGCCGGAUCUGCGACGAGAUCGUGCCGCCUCCGUGGACUCAUGCUUCUCGAAGCUCUCAUCAGGCAACAAAACCGAGGAGCUACAGCCCACCGUGGAUGGCUGCUACCUGACCGUACCGGUGAUCAACACCACUCGAUCCCGAUCGGUGGACAUUGUUCUGCCCACCGAUGAGCAGGCUCGCUACAAGGCCCUGGCCAUGACUGGCAACGAACCAGGAACCUACGGCAGGCGUACCGCUACAGGAAGCAGUGCCCGUAGGCCCAUACGCAUUGUACCCGAUUGGACAGAGAAUGCGAUUAAUGGCGAGCACUACUGGAAGACCUCGUCGGCGUCUGGCGAUCUCUGUUGCCUCAACGAGGAGUGCAUUGUAAGUGCGAAGAGCGGCCAACGUUUGAAGUGCUCCGCCUGUCAGCUGGUGGCCCACCUCAAUUGCAUACCGUAUGUGAACGAGAAGCCGACGCUGCUGUGCAAGCCGACGUACCGGGAUGUGGGCAUCAGGCAGUACCGGGAGCAGACGACCACCCACCAUCAUUGGGUGCACCGCAAGAUGGAGAAGGGGAAGUGCAAGCAGUGUGGCAAGAAUAUUAUGUUUGAAUCCAUACCGCAGGCGGUUCAGAGCAAGCUGUUUGGCUCGAAAGAAAUUGUAGCUUUGUCCUGUGCCUGGUGCCAUGAGAUCUAUCACAACAAGGACACGUGCUUCAACCAGGAGAAAAUUGGCGAAGAGUGUCGUCUCGGCAACUAUGCGCCGAUUAUUGUGCCACCAUCGUGGAUUGUCAAGCUGCCGAACAAGGGCAACUUCAAGUCAUCCAUUCGGGUGAGCAAUAAGAACAGUGCCACCGGCUCCUCCGCUGCUGGAGCCGGCGGUGGCACUGCAGCUGGCGCACCCGGCGGCCCUGGUGGACCUGGCGGACCCGGCGGCCCUGGUGGCUUUGGUGGCAAAGGCAAGAAGCAGACUACGCGCCGGCAGAGGGGCAAGGACGAGAAGAAGGGAGAACCGCGCGCAUUCAUCGUGAAGCCCAUUCCAUCGCCGGAGGUAAUACCGGUCAUUGUCUUUAUUAAUCCCAAGUCCGGUGGCAAUCAGGGCGUCAAGCUGCUCGGCAAGUUCCAGCACCUCCUCAAUCCACGCCAGGUGUUCGAUCUGACCCAGGGUGGUCCCAAAAUGGGUCUGGAAAUGUUUCGCAAGGCACCGAAUCUUCGGGUUUUGGCCUGCGGCGGCGAUGGCACCGUCGGCUGGGUGUUGUCCGUCCUCGAUCAGAUCCAUCCACCAUUGUCACCGUGCCCGGCCGUCGGUGUGCUGCCAUUGGGGACGGGCAACGAUCUCGCACGCGCUCUUGGAUGGGGCGGGUAUUUCUCCUGUCAGGGCUACACGGACGAACCGGUUGGCAAAAUCCUGCGCGAGAUCGGCAUGUCGCAGUGCGUCCUCAUGGAUCGCUGGCGCGUCAAGGUCUCGCCCAACGAUGACGUCUGCGACGAUCACAUGGACCGCAGCAAGGCGAACGUGCCCCUGAACGUGAUCAACAACUACUUCUCGUUCGGUGUGGAUGCCCACAUCGCUCUGGAGUUUCACGAGGCACGCGAGGCCCAUCCGGAGCGGUUCAACUCGCGACUCCGCAACAAGAUGUACUACGGCCAGAUGGGGGGCAAGGAUCUGAUCCUGCGCCAGUACCGCAACCUCUCCCAGUGGGUGACCCUCGAGUGCGAUGGCAACGACUUCACCAGCAAGCUGCGGGAUGCCGGCUGCCAUGCCGUACUCUUCCUGAACAUACCCAGCUAUGGCGGCGGCACACAUCCCUGGAACGAUUCGUUCGGGGCGACGAAGCCCACCAUCGACGACGGCCUGAUGGAGGUGGUGGGUCUGACCACCUACCAGCUGCCGAUGCUGCAGGCGGGCAUGCACGGCACCUGCAUUUGCCAGUGCCGGCAGGCGCGAAUUAUCACGAAGCGCACCAUACCGAUGCAGGUGGAUGGUGAGGCGUGUCGGGUGAAGCCGUCGAUCAUUGAGAUCGAGCUGUUGAAUAAGGCGUUGAUGCUGACCAAGUGCAAGAAUGGACGUGGCGAUGUCCAAGUAAAUCCCCUGGAGAAGCUUCAAUUGAAUAUACUGCGCAUUACGAUGCAGCAGUAUGAGCAAUACCACUACCAAAGGGAGAUGCUCAGUAAGCUGGCGAACAAGCUUGGCCAGAUCGAGAUCGACUCACAAUGCGAUCUGGAUCAUGUCCGAAAUAUGCUCAAUGCCAAAUUCGAAGAGUCCAUCACCUAUCCGAAGGUAUCGCAGGACUGGUGUUUCGUAGACGCCUGCACUGCAGAGCACUACUUCCGCAUCGACAGGGCGCAGGAACACUUACACUACAUCUGUGACAUCGCCAUUGACGACUUACUUAUAUUGGAUCACGAGCUCGCCACCAUGCCCCAAACACCCGAUCAGGAACGCUCAUUUGCCGCAUUCUCGCAGCGCCAGGCGCAGACAGAGCGCAGACAGAUGGAUCAGGCCCAGGGCCAUGCACCAGGCAGCACCGACGAGGAUUUACAAAUUGGCUCCAAGCCCAUCAAAGUGAUGAAGUGGAAGAGCAACAAAGAUCGUUUGUUCAGUUUCAACGAAGAUGUUUUUGGUUACGGAUUCAGCCCUAUACUGGAACAAACUUCCGAUGCCAUACUACUAGCAGCCCAAAGCGGUGAUCUCAAUAUGUUACGUGCACUACAUGAACAAGGAUACUCAUUGCAGUCAGUGAAUAAGAAUGGAGAGACGGCCCUGCACUUUGCUUGCAAAUAUAACCAUAAGGACAUUGUGAAAUAUAUCAUCUCAUGUGCCACAAAACGCGUCAUCAAUAUGCCCGACAAGGACCACGGACAAACUGCUUUACAUAUCGCCGCUGAUACGACUCGCAGGGAGCUCUGCGUGAUGCUGGUGGCCGCUGGGGCAAGUCUGCAGGCACGCAACGCCGAAGGCAAUACCCCCAUGAUGGUGGCCUUCAAUCGGAAUGCCAAUGAGAUAGCCACAUAUUUGGAAAGUAAGAUUGAGGAUGUGGAAACGGUUAAGGAUGACGAUGAGGAUGAGGACGAGAGGGAUAGCCGCACCAUCAUCAUUGUCUGGCCGCCGCCGGCAUCCUCCAUGUAGAGCAACCGCUAGACUGUAUCGGAUAUCCCAAUAGUACCCACAAACAGUAGUUGAAUCACUUGACCACCCGCAUUACCCAGCUUUUAGCGUGUGGCUAAACCAGACUAGACCGACAGAUCAUUCAACACUGAUUUUAACACUGACAAUUUCUCCUUUCUCUGCCAACAAUCAACGUAACCAAAACCAAAACCGAAACCAAAAUCUCACAACUGUGAAACGGAUAUACUCUCAAUCUAUCAUCUCUAUCAUCUCGAUCAACGCUAUGCUACAAUCUACUCAAAUACAAAUACAAAUACAAACAAAAACAUUCCAUCAACGACGCUUCGGACCUGAUCUUGAUCUUGAUCCUGAUCCUGAUCCCGAUCUAAACUGAUCCUCAGGCCAGGAGCGUUUCAUGCAUUUGGAGGUGCAGACCAGAAUCUAAAUGGAAAGGCCGCUCGCUGACACAGAAGACGGAUUCUCUAACGAAAAGGGUUCUCUUUGGGAGGACAUCCAGUAAUUUUAAGCCACACUUUUUUUUUUUUUUAGCAAGUAAUCGCGAACAAUCGCGGAACAAUCGAACAAAUGCAUAUAUUUAUUAUUAACUAAGCAAACAAAAAACAUCAAAAACAAAAACAAAAGCAUUACUUAGCAAACUAUUCAAUAAUUUAUUUAAACAAGAAAAACAAAAACCAACAAACCAAAACCAAACACCACAAGCAAAAUGCAAAUGCAAAAGGUAAAGGUUAAAGGUUAGAGGUAAUGGAACGGCAAGGAAAUCAAAGAAAAGUUACAGAUUUUUUAGGCUAUUUGUUCACUUUGAAUUUAAAAUUAAAACAAAUAAAAAACUUACUUUAUUCUUAAACUAAAUUAAAUUUAAUUAAAUGUAAUAUUUAAAAUGAAAUCAAACAACAAAACUUUGAGAGAGAAAAUUGGCAAAUUCGAAAUUCGAAAUUUUAUUUGUUUUGUCACUUAAGAAAUCGAUUAAUAAUUUUAUAUUAAUUAAUUAAUUAAUGAUUAUAUUGUGAUAUCUAAAUUUAAUUGAAACAAGGAAACGGAGGCAGCUCCACUUUAUUGGUUAGCGAAGAGGAAGGAGAACGUAGAAUGCAAUGAUGGAAUAAUGAUAUUAUUAUUGUAUGUGAAGGCAUUUGCUGUGUAAAUACAAAUUUAUUAUUCAAAUGCAUGCAACUAAAAAAAAAAAAACAAACAAAAAAACACCCACACAAUACAUCACCCCACAAAUAUAUAUUAUAUUCAAAUAUUGAUGUGUAUUCGAAAAUAUAUAAUAUACAAAUAGAUAAUAAUAUUCUUUUGAACAAUUCUACAUAGAAAUUAAGACAAAAGAAACCGCAAUUUUAUGAAUCUCUUGUCCGAGACUCCGCGACACAAGUUGUGGACGGCACAGAGUCGAUGGCAGAAAAAGCAGCAGCAGCAUUAUUGUAGUUUGAGUCUAAAAGAGAGAAGCUCUACUGUACAGAUAGCAUCUGAGUAUCUUCUCUCACUCAAAAACAUUACACACACACACACACACACCCACAGAGACAGACAUACAGCCAGACAAGAUUUCUUAUAGAGUUACUCUUUUUAGGGAUACAAUUUGUAGUCAGUCAGUCCCAAUGCACACUUUUGAAUGCACAACCCAAAAGCUUAGGUCUUAACCUCUCUCAACUAUCGCCCAACAGCAUUUCGGGCAAGACUUUCCCCAAAAGAACGCUGGAAACUAAAGGAAGGAUGUGUACAGAGUGUAGGGGGGAAAGAGGAGCCUUUAAAGACAUACCGCCAGGGGCUCAAUUUGAUUUGUGUGGAAACAAAAAAGUGGCUUCCCUUUUUCUAUUUGCGCAAUUUGAAUUGAGAACAAUGGGGUGUAUCCUGUAACUAACUCGUAUAUGCUUUAUUCUUUAGCGACACACAACACAACUAAAACAAAUGAACACAAUUAAACUUCAAUAAAUUAAUGGCGUAAUUUAGGGACACUGCAUAUUUAUAGAGCAAAUAUAAAUCAUAUCUAUGUAGUGUAUAAAUAUAUAUUCAUUGCAUAUUUUAUUCAAAACAAAAAUAAGUUAUUUAUCAAAGAUACCAAUAUAUAUUAUGUAGCCAUUAAUCAGAUCAAUAUAUAUAUCCACACACAAACACACACACACACACAUAUGUACUGAAAAUUACUACUCUUCUUUUUUUUUUUGUAUAUUUAUUAAAUUUUUUUGCAGUAGCUUCCAGUAGUCACGACGCAUUCGGAUGUCAAUUACGUUUUCAAAAUUACAGAAUUCGAAUUCUCCCACUUUUUGGCAUAGUAAACCAAUCUUUAAGUAUAAUUAACUUUAACAAAUAAUAAGUAAGAAAUAAUAAUAUAUAAUAAACGGGUAAAUCGAACCAUCCAUGGUUAGUUAGAUGAUGGCUAAAGGCACGAGCACGUUAAAGUAGGGAAAAUUCUUGCACAAGACCUGCCAAAAUGCCUCGUUGCAAGAACCCAAAACGGGAGUGCAACGAGUGCAUUUGGCCCCAUGGUUACUUGUCUAACGAGUGUAGUUUGUAGAGUUUUGGAUUUCACAAACAUAUGUAUAGUAUGGUAUACAGCGUACACACUCUCACACACACACACACACACACACACUCACACAGAGGCACAGGAGGAACACCAAUACCAAUACUAUAAUACACAUCUCAUGCGGAACGCGGUCGACUGAGAAGCAGUGCGAUUUGGGCUCCGGUUUCGUGGAGGUAACGCAGUCCAUAUGCCCAGUAAGACGUCCACCCGAAACUUGAACCACAAACCGCCGCUGAGUCGGCCGGUGUGAAGGCAUCGCGCGCGGUAGGAAUAUAUAUUUUAGAGUGUACUCGAGGAGCCACGCAAGUCAAAGUCAAAGUCAAGUCAAGUAAGGAAUAUUUAGCAAAUGACAAUCUAGAGUAUUAGCAAAAAGGAUGGAAUUAGGGAAGGAGGAGCGAUGGGAGUGUGGCUUGUAGAGUGUAGAGUGUAAAGACGUUUGCUAACCAUAGCCUAACUGGGGGUCAUCAUUUUCCGUUUAGGCAUUCUUCUAUAAGCAAAUAAAGAUGAAAUUGUAGUUGGAGGAGGUGGAGGUGGAGGUGGAGGAGUAAGAGUAGGAGCAGGAGGAGAAUAUAGUGUACAGGAUAGGAGUCAGAGGAGGAAUAGGAGGAAGGGUGAGCGCUACCUAGAUGUGUGCUAAAUACUGAAACUCUCACGAGCUGAAGGCAAAUGCCAUGCGGAAGGGGCGAUCGAUGCGUCGAUCGAUACUUUCCAAGCAGCGGUUCGAGGAGUAGAACUACUGGGUCCAAGCCAAAACUAAGAAUAUAUUUUCGUGCAUUUUGUAGAGUUGAAAUACAAAAAAAACAAAACAAAACACAACACAAGCCACGAGACAACAGCAAACACAACUCAAGACAAACACAGACACACACAGAUACAAGACACCAAUAAUGGAGUGGAAUUUAAACUGCAUGACGUGUAUAUAACAGCUAUAUAGGGAAGCUAUAUAUAUAUAUAUAGAUUAUAUGUAUACAUAUAUAUUUUUUUCUAUUCAUAUAAGUGAAAUUUUUGAACAAACGAAUAAGAAGAAUAAUGGAGAAAGAGAACACAUGAAACGCAAGUCUUAUGAAAAAACCCUAGCAAGUAAGGCAACCGAAAAGCGAUCAAAGUAACGAUCAAAUU